AUGGGAGCUGCUCAAGCGGUGCCGAGAAUUCCCAAAGGCUCCAUAGACAGCGUGAAAGUGUUUGUGGAUUACAGUGAAUGUUUAAUGUUUAAUUAAUGAAUGUCAAGCUGAUCUUGUGUCUCAUGUCGUCUUUCUCCUGUAGUCGAUCUCCUGGGGCUUCUGAAGUGGAGGUCCAAUACCAGUUUACUACAGCAGAAUCUCCGUCAUCUGAUGAAGGUGGAUGGAGGUGAAGUAGUCAAGUUUUUACAGGAUACCUUGGAUGCCCUGUUUAACAUAAUGAUGGAGAAUUCAGACAGUGAAACAUUUGAUACCCUCGUGUUUGAUGCUCUGGUCUUCAUAAUCGGACUGAUUUCGGAUAGAAAGUUCCAUCACUUCAAUCCGGUUUUGGAGACGUACAUCCGCAAGCACUUCAGCGCCACCCUCGCUUACACCAAGCUGAUGAAAGUGUUGAAGAACUAUGUGGAUAAUGCUGAGAAGCUCACGGACCAGCUGCUAAAAGCUCUCAAGGCUUUGGAGUACAUCUUCAAAUUCAUCGUGAGAUCUCGGGUCCUCUUCAACCAGCUGUAUGAGAAUAAAGGUGAAAGUGACUUCAUGGAGUCCCUCAGGAGCCUGUUUGCCUCGUUUAAUGCCAUGAUGAACAGCAAUGCAGACAGUUCAGGAGGGGUGAAGGGUACGGCACUGAAAUAUCUCCCCACUAUUGUCAAUGAUCUCAAACUGGUAUUCGAUCCAAAGGAGCUCAGUAAGCUGUUCAGUGAGUUUAUUCUCAAAGUUCCUCUGGGGCGUCUGGUGAAGCAGAAGUUGAUCUGCAUGAUUGACAUUGUCCACAGUGACCUCUUCACUCAACAUGACUGCAGGGAAAUCCUGUUGCCUUUGAUGACGGAGCAGCUGAAAUUUCACCUGGAGAAUCCGGACGAGCUGGAGUCCUGCUGUCAGUUACUCAGCAACAUCCUGGAGGUCCUCUACAGAAAAGAUGUUGGUCCGACACAGUGGCACGUCCAGGUCAUCAUGGAGAAGCUGUUAAGGACGAUCAACAGAACCGUGAUUUCCAUGGGCAGAGACUCUCAGCUCAUUGGCAGUUUUGUAGCGUGUAUGACGGGCACUUUGCGGCAGAUGGACGAUUAUCACUACACACAUCUCAUCAGCACUUUUGGAAAGAUGCGCUCGGAUGUGGUGGAUUUCCUCAUGGAGACAUUCAUUAUGUUUAAGGAUCUCAUUGGAAAAAAUGUCUAUCCUGCUGACUGGGUCAUAAUGAACAUGAUGCAGAAUAAAGUCUUCCUGAGAGCCAUCAAUCAGUACGCCUCUGUACUCAACAAGAAGUUUCUGGAUCAGACCAACUUUGAGUUGCAGCUUUGGAAUAACUACUUCCACCUCGCCGUGGCGUUUCUUACCCAAGAGUCUUUGCAGCUAGAGAACUUCUCCAGUGACAAACGGGCUAAGAUCUUCCAAAAGUAUCAAGACAUGAGGAGACAGAUUGGAUUUGAGAUAAGAGACAUGUGGUAUAAUCUGGGUCCACACAAGAUUAAGUUUAUUCCUGAGAUGGUCGGUCCGAUUCUGGAGAUGACUCUGGUUCCAGAGAUUGAGCUGCGCAAAGCCACAAUCCCCAUUUUCUUUGACAUGAUGCAGUGCGAGUUUCACUUCAGACGCUGUUUUCAGAUGUUUGAGAAUGAGAUCAUCACCAAACUGGAUCACGAGGUGGAAGGAGGACGAGGAGACGAGCAGUACAAAAUCCUCUUUCAAAAGAUUCUGUUGGAGCACUGCAGGAAACACAAGUAUCUGGCUAAGACUGGUGAGACAUUCGUGACACUGGUGGUCCGUCUCUUAGAGAGACUUCUGGACUACAGAACCAUCAUGCAUGAUGAGAACAAGGAGAACCGCAUGAGCUGUACUGUUAACGUCCUGAAUUUCUACAAGGAGAUUGAAAGAGAAGAGAUGUAUAUUAGGUACCUGUAUAAACUGUGUGAUCUGCACAAAGAGUGUGAUAACUACACAGAAGCUGGAUACACACUACUGCUGCACGCCAAACUCCUCAAGUGGUCUGAAGAGGCGUGCGCCGCUCACCUGACACAGAGAGACGGGUAUCAGGCGACCACUCAGUGUCAACUCAAAGAUCAACUUUACCAAGAGAUCAUCAACUACUUCGACAAGGGCAAGAUGUGGGAGGAAGCCAUCAUCCUGGGGAAGGAGUUAGCCGAACAGUACGAGAAUGAGAUGUUUGACUUUGAACAGCUGAGCGCUUUGCUGAGAAAGCAGGCUCAGUUUUAUGAGAAUAUUGUGAAAGUGAUCAGACCAAAACCGGAUUACUUCGCUGUGGGUUAUUAUGGGCUGGGCUUCCCUUCAUUCCUCAGGAAUAAGAUGUUCAUUUAUCGGGGUAAGGAGUAUGAGCGGCGAGAGGAUUUCGAGGCGAGACUGCUCACUCAGUUCCCCAACGCUGAGAAGAUGAAGACCACCACUGCACCCAGUGAAGAUAUCAAAAACUCUACUGGACAGAACAUUCAGUGUUUCACAGUGAAACCCAUUUUAGAGCUGCCACCAAAGUUCCAGAAUAAACCUGUGUCAGAACAGAUUGUGAGCUUUUACACUGUAAACGAGGUCCAGAAAUUCCAGUAUUCAAGACCAGUCAGAAAAGGAGAGAAAGAUCCGGACAAUGAGUUUUCAAACAUGUGGAUUGAAAGGACAACUUACGUAACCGCUUAUAAACUGCCCGGCAUCCUGCGCUGGUUUGAAGUUUUGUCUGUCUCGGCGGAGGAGAUCAGUCCUUUAGAAAACGCUAUGGAGACCAUGCAAUUGACCAAUGAAAAAAUCAACAACAUGGUUCAGCGUCACCUUACUGACCCCAGCCUUCCCAUCAACCCCCUCUCCAUGCUUCUCAAUGGCAUCGUGGACCCAGCCGUCAUGGGCGGAUUCACCAAUUACGAGAAGGCCUUUUUUAAUGACAAAUACACCCAGGAACAUCCUAAUGACCAGGAGAAGAUUGAAAAACUGAAGGAUCUGAUCGCUUGGCAGAUCCCCUACCUGGCUGAAGGAGUUCGUAUUCAUGGUGAAAAGGUGACGGAGGCCCUGCGACCGUUUCACGAGCGGUUGGAGGCGUGUUUCAAACAACUUAAGGAGAAGGUGGAGAAACAGUAUGGCGUCAAAGCACUACCUCCCAUGGCAGAUGAGCGGCGGGGCAGUCGGCCGCGGUCCAUGGUUCGCUCUUUCACCAUGCCGUCGUCUCAGAGACCUCUGUCUGUCGCAUCUGUGACCUCCCUAUCAUCAGAUAACUCACCUUCAAGACCGGGAUCAGAUGGCUUCACUUUGGAGCCUCUCCUACCCAAGAAGCUGCACAGUAAGUCUCAGGACAAACUGGAUCGAGAUGAACCUGAGAAGGAGAGGAAGGAGAAAAAGAAGGAGAAGAGGAACAGUAAACAUCAGGAGAUGUUUGAUAAGGAGCUGAAGACCGCUGAUGUAACCCUGCAGCCCAGUGAAGCUGUUAUACUCUCAGAAACAAUCAGCCCAUUGAGACCACAGAGGCCGAAGAGUCAAGUGAUCAACCUGAUGGGGGAGAAAAGACUCUCGGUGUCCCCAGGACCUCCAGCGAUCUCGACAUCAUCUUCUGUCCCUCCACCUAUCACUCCACGGGCAAAACUACAGUUCAGCUUACUAUCCGGAUCCAAUCUUGAGCUGAAUGGGACGAGUUAUGGAGAUAAGGGUGAGAUUCCGCCCCCACUUCCUGUCAAAAGCAGCAUGGGUGACUAUGGAAACCUAAUGGAUUACUCAGACCCGGCCAGUCCGACUACGCCCCCUCCACCACCACCUCAUCUUCGGCACCUUCCUCCACCUUUACCCAGCAAGACCCCUCCUCCACCCCCUCCAAAGACCACACGGAAACAGACUUCCAUCGACUCGGGAAUCGUCCAGUAAGCGAGAAGACAAUUUCACCAAAUAGAGAUAGCGGCGUCGCCUCCCUUUCAAUGAUUUUUACAUCAACAUUACUGACAGCAUAUGAGAGGAAGACCUCAUCUCUGCUCUUCCUCUGAGCGCCUGAUCGUUCAUCAGAAAUCUGUGUACUGCUGAAGAAUCACUCAGAGUCUGAAAUUGAUAUGAACUGCAGGAUGUGCUUUUAUUGCAAAUGAUUCAAGGCAUCAGCAAAACAUCCGACUCUUUGCCACUGAGAGCAAAUACAGAUGCAGCGUGGCUGGAAAUUUGGGGUAUUUUUAGGCAGAUGGUCCACUUGAGAUGAAUUGAGGUUGUUGAGAACGUGGUCAGAAAAUGGUUUUAUUAAUUAGACACAAGGUUAAUUCAAACCACAAAAGCGCAGAAUCAAAGUUCUCCCCUUUUUUUUUAUCAUUUUUACAUAAUAUUUUUAUCCUCAAUAUAUACACAUUUAUGUACAGAGGUUUGUAUAUAUGAUUUUAUUUUAUUUUUCCUUUCUUUCUUGAAAGGAAAUGUUAUCCUUUUUGUAUUCGUGGUGCAUUAACGUAAUUGGCAUUUUAAUUGAUAAAGGGCUUAUUGAGGGGCAGUAUAUUAAAAGUAUCUUUCCUUAUUUUGAUAUUUUUUAUGUCAUUGUUUUUCUUUUUCUCAUUUGAGGUGAAACAUUUUUAUGUCAUUGUUUCAGUCUUGUGUACAAACCAUAUAAUAUCGACACCAUGUGUAUCAAUAACAUUGACUGCUCCAAAUUCACUACUGACUUCUGAAUAAACUCAAUGUAUGUAUUUGUAUAACA
This is a messenger RNA of Paramisgurnus dabryanus, 4702 nucleotides long. The record is from RefSeq and is a predicted model, not a curated record. NCBI's taxonomy places the organism in Eukaryota, Metazoa, Chordata, Actinopteri, Cypriniformes, Cobitidae.